Molecule: messenger RNA, 882 nt
Organism: Cylindrotheca closterium
Lineage: Eukaryota; Bacillariophyta; Bacillariophyceae; Bacillariales; Bacillariaceae
Source: the annotation of a GenBank genome assembly
AUGAGUGAUUCCAUAACCGCAGACGUAAAUGCGGCUGCCAAUGAAAUCAUUGUCGAUGAUGACCUUCCACAACCAGAGCUUGCCCAACCGGAAAUGGAUGCAGCAGCUGCUGCUGCAGCUGCUAGUUUGGCUGCAGAACACGCUGCUGCCGAUGGGGGAAACAAGGAUCAAGAUACCUCAGCCCUAAUUGCUGAAGCAGUGGCAGCGGCCACGAUGGCUGCCAACGUUGAAGUUACAGAUGCUGAUGUCACCGCUGCCGCAUUGGCGGUCAAAACUGACGAUGACGAUGCAGCCCAAGCCAAGAAGAACGACCAGAGACGAAAGCGGUACCGUGAGAAGAGCGUUGAAGAUGACACUGUGGAUAAUAAGCCAGCCAAGAAGUCCCAGUCUCACGAAGACCAGCUUGCUGCACGCCGCUUGAAGGAUCGUCAGAGAUACGCCAACAUGACACCAGAGCAACGUCAAGUUUACAACUCCAAGCGUCGCGAGCAGUAUCAUCGACAAAGCGAGCUCUCUAGGCAACGCCGAAGAGAACGUGAACGUUCUCGUUACCAUUCUCUAGAUAACGAAUCGGCAAAGGAACGAAAUGCUCGUCGUGCCAAGUUGGAACGAGAACGCUACCAACGUUUAAGCUCAGAAGAGCUAGAGGCCAAAAACCGCAAGAGACGCGAACGUGCUGCCAUGGCACGUCAAAAGAAAGCAGAAGCAAGAGCAGAUGCUUCGGCGUUGGGGGUUGUUGGAGCCGUGGAAGCCCCCAUUCAUACUGUGGAUGACCUCAAGCCAGACGAAACCAAGCUUGCCACCGAUGCUGCCGUGGAGGCAGCUGUGGCAGAAGUUGGCAAAGAAGUAGUCGAAAGUGCUGAAGAAGUUAUCUCAAUUUAG